Molecule: messenger RNA, 1245 nt
Organism: Dendronephthya gigantea
Lineage: Eukaryota; Metazoa; Cnidaria; Anthozoa; Malacalcyonacea; Nephtheidae
Exons: 4
Coding region: 354-1019 (221 amino acids)
Source: RefSeq, a predicted model, not a curated record
UCGAUUCUUUGCCGAAGUUUUCCUUCCAAAACGUCUAUGACUCGUCCAACUAUACGGUAAUGCAAGACAUGUUGCAAUUGCAUGAAAAAAUUGCAUCGUGCAUGUAACAGUGCUUCAACGCAUAAGCAGGUGACCAUCCUAAUUUGGCAUUCGAGAAUCAAUUGCGAGUUGCGGUUACCAUACCAGUGUUUAUGCAUUAAUUUAAAAAUAACAACUCUUAAAAACUUGCUAUUAACGAGCGCGUAAUAUAUAAAGUAGCAUAAACAGUUGCUAUAGCGGUCAAUAUUUCGAAAGCACAACAACUUUGCAUCAGAGACUUUCGGAUUACUCAAGAAACAAAACUUUUCUUGAAGAUGGCAAACAAUGUCCAAACAGCAAUACGGGUGACCGUUUGUUUAGCAGGCUUGGGUAUACUCACAAUGGGAGUUCUGUUAUUAGCAUCCGGAAUUAUGAUAGCAAAUCUAUUGAAGGACAUCGGAUUAUUCUCAGGAUUCGAGACCAGCUGUCAGUAUUGGGCUGGAAUACCGAUAAUCGUUACUGGAAUCAUGCUUCUUCCAACAGCCUGUGUUACACGCUAUCGUAUUUUGAAAUACGCAAGUACAUGUUGUGUCCUGACAACAAUGGUUUUAUCACUGAUCGUGAUUGUGGAAGAAUCAUCAGAAAGCGCCACUGUACGCUCUAUGAUCGACGGAAUGAUUUGCAAAGAUAUAGACGAAUUAGAUAUCUUUAAUAUGGUUGAAAAAUGUGAUACACUCAGGUCCGCCCAUUCCUGGUACAAUAUUAUGCUGUUCACGUCAGCUAUUGCGAUUGUUUUGUGUAUAACUGUUCUUUUCGCUUUGUUUGCUGACUGGAUCCUGUUCGUGGCAAUGAAAUCUUCCUACAGAGAAUAUUUGGAGUCCAUGGAUAGCCACGCACAUCCUCACACAGAUUACACAAGAUUUUGCGCACCAGACGGGCUGGAACAACCAAUAUGGAAUGCUCGUUACGAGGGUGGCGGAAUGCCCCUGGGACCAGUUUGAAAAUACUCUCCAAAUCAGAACGAACUAUUAUUAUAUACAUGCAUUGAUCUACUUUGCUCGUUAAAUAUUGUACCGUCAUACAUGUAUAACACUAAUUAAAUAGCUAUAAUGUAGGUCCAAGCGUAAUAAGCAAUAGCAAAAGUGCUAUUCAUGAGAAAAAAUUAAAAAAAAAAGCAUUUCAGAGUUUCUUUUUGGACCAGGAACUGGUCCCUAACCGCUGCUAAUC